Molecule: messenger RNA, 7794 nt
Organism: Trichoderma harzianum CBS 226.95
Lineage: Eukaryota; Fungi; Ascomycota; Sordariomycetes; Hypocreales; Hypocreaceae
Exons: 15
Coding region: 34-7794 (2586 amino acids)
Biological process (GO): secondary metabolite biosynthetic process; fatty acid biosynthetic process
Molecular function (GO): fatty acid synthase activity; phosphopantetheine binding; oxidoreductase activity
Source: RefSeq, a predicted model, not a curated record
AUUCUUCUGCCUUUUUUUUGGUUUCUCUAAAGCAUGUCUUCUUAUAAGGAUGCCACCAACAUGGCCGUGGAGGAUGCUGUGAUGCCCAUUGCCAUUGUUGGCAUUGGUGGUAGGUUUCCAGGAGAGGCCACAAACCCUGAUCGAUUAUGGGAGAUGAUCUCAAAUGGCCGCAAUGCACUCUCUGAAGUGCCAAAGGAGCGGUUCAAUAUCGAUGCGUUCUAUCACCCCUAUGCCGAAAGGCAAGGUACAAUGAAUGUCCGAGGAGGACACUUCCUCAAGGAAGAUGUUUCUCUUUUUGACGCUCCAUUCUUUUCUAUCACAGCUAAAGAGGCCCAUGCUAUGGAUCCUCAACAAAGACUUGCACUAGAAGUUGCAUACGAAGCUCUUGAAAAUGCUGGCAUGAAAAUGGAAGAUGUACUAGGCUCUCAAAUGGCCUGCUAUAUGGCGUCUUUCACAAGAGACUAUGCAACGCUACGAGGCCAUGACGCAGAAGAUAUCCCGAUGUACGAAGGCACUGGCAAUGGUUCUGCCAUGAUAUCGAACCGUCUAUCUUGGUUUUUUGACUUGAAGGGGCCCAGUCUCAGUUUAGAUACUGCCUGCUCUUCUUCAUUAGUUGCGCUACACCUUGCAUGCCAGAGCAUCCGUUCUGGAGAGACAAGAUCUGCCAUGGUCGGAGGCACAAAUCUAAUACUUAUGCCAGAAAUGCAGAUUGCCAUGACAUCUCUGCAUUUCCUUAGCCCUGAUAGCAAAUCUCAGUCAUUUGAUCACAAGGCAAAUGGCUACGCGCGUGGUGAAGGCGCCACAGUCGUUGUGAUUAAGGCCCUGGAAGAUGCUCUGCGGGAUGGUGAUACAAUCAGAGCCGUAAUUCGAGGCACAGGAGUCAACCAAGACGGAAAGACUCCAGGAAUUACGUUGCCUUCGGCAAAGGCACAGGAGGACCUCAUCAGAUACACAUACAAAACCGCGGGACUACCAUUUGAAGAGACAGGCUAUUUUGAGGCUCACGGUACUGGUACCGCGGCAGGUGAUCCUCUCGAAUGUGCUGCCAUUGCUGCCACGAUCGGAGCAACCAGGCCUAAGGAUAGCCCUCUCCUAAUAGGAUCAGUCAAAACAAACAUUGGCCACAUGGAAGGAGCCAGCGGUCUAGCCGGACUGAUCAAGGCUGUGUUUGCACUGGAACGGGCGUUGAUCCCCCCAAACCUCUGGUUUGAAAAAGCGAACCCCCGUAUCCCAUUGGAGAAAUGGGGCCUCGAGGUGUCAACAAAGCUUCAGCCUUGGAGAGAGAGCGGUCUUCGCCGCGCCAGUAUCAAUUCUUUUGGAUACGGCGGCACUAAUGCUCAUUGCAUUCUAGAUGAUGCUUAUCACUAUCUAGAAGCCCGAGGCCUAAAUGGGGCACACAACACUCUUGUAUCUCCGGAACCAUUGUCAGAAGAGAGUGCAAGCUCUGAAGACAGUAGCAGCAGCAACAGUGAUGCUGGUGAGGCUACUGAUAGUAGCUCAGCCACGUCUGAGUCCAUCAGUGGCGAAGAGAAACCGGUAGAUAUCUCGUCGCCCAAACUGUUCAUGUGGUCAUCACACGAGCAAGCUGGUAUCGAACGCACAGCAACACAAUUGCUCAAGCAUCUAGAGUCACAGCAGAGAACGGACAUCAACUUCCUCGGCAAUCUGUCCCAUACUCUGGCUGCUGGUCGAUCUAGACUCUCUUGGAAGGCGUACACUGUUGCAUCAUCUACCGAAGAGCUCAUCUCGGCCCUGAAGAAGAGCCCUAAGCCGGUGCGAUCAUCUCAAACUCCUGUCUUGUACUUCGUCUUCACCGGCCAGGGAGCGCAGUGGUUCGCCAUGGGUCGUGAACUGCUGGCAUAUAACUCUUUUAGGAAGAGCUUGCAAGAUGCGACCGACUACUUCAAGAGUAUCGGGAGCGAUUGGGACCUUCUUGAGGAACUACAAAAGAGUGAGAAAGCUUCACGAAUUAACGAGUCGCGAAUUAGCCAGCCGGCCUGUACUGCCUUGCAAGUCGCCGUGACUGACCUUUUGGCGGAGUGGGAUAUUCGCCCUUCAGUGGUUCUCGGACAUUCCAGUGGAGAGAUUGCAGCCGCAUAUGCCAAAGGCGCUUUCACCAGGGAUGAAGCUUGGAAAAUCGCCUUUCACCGUGGUAGCCUGUCUAGCGGCAUAGAAAAAGAAGGCUCUAUGCUUGCUGUCGGACUUGGAGAGACUGAAGUUGCGCCCUACCUGGCACAAGUCGACGCCAAACACGGCAGUGUUGUUGUUGCUUGCAUUAACAGCCCUUCAAGCGUGACCCUAUCUGGAGACUCGGCAGCAAUAAUCCAAGUUCAAAAUGCACUUGAAGAAGCAAAAGUCUUUAACCGAAGGCUCGCUGUCAAGACGGCCUAUCACUCCCCUCAUAUGGAGUUGAUUGCAAAAGACUACUUGCAGUCAUUGAACAGUUUGCGUCCAUCUGAGUCCUCUAGCAAGACUGUCAUGUUCUCCAGUGUCACAGGCAAGGUGAUUGACAACGCUGCACUUGCCGCCUCCUCAUACUGGGUGUCAAACAUGGUCAGUCCGGUGCGGUUCAGCCAGGCCGUGGAGGCUGCUAUCGAGUACAACCCGACUAAGAAGCGCACUGCUGGUAGCUCUCAGUUUGUUGAUCUCAUCGUCGAGAUUGGCCCGCACUCAGCACUUCAAGGCCCUUUGAAGCAGAUCUUAGAUGCGAACCGGUCCAAACUGAAGCAUGACGUCCCGUAUAUCUCAGUUAUCUCGCGCAAUGUGGACGCUGUGAGAAGCUGCCUCGAUGCCAUUGGAAAGCUGGCCCAACGAGGCCACCCCGUGGACAUUUCUCGCGUGCAUGUAAUGACGGAAAAUGAGAGUCAACGACCUCAAUUCCUUACCAACUUGCCCCCAUUUGCCUGGAAUCAUUCCACAAAGUACUGGUACGAAUCUGCUGUCUCGGCAGCGUUCCGUCACCGAAAGCUUCCUCGAUACGAUCUCGUCGGAGCACUCAGCGAGCAUUCUACUGACGUUGAGCCUUGCUGGACGAACUAUCUACGUGUCUCAGAGGCCCCUUGGAUUGAACAUCACAAAGUCCAGGGUACGAUCCUGUAUCCAUUGUCAGGCAUGAUGGUCAUGGCUAUCGAAGCUGCUCGCCAGAUUGCAGACCACACCAAGGAAAUCGACGGAUUCCAGAUUCGUGAUGUCUCUGUUGGUAAAGCCAUGGUCCUAGCUAGUGACGCUCCCACCGAGACGAGACUUCAAUUCCGACCACGUAGAGCAGGUACUCGCCUUCCAGAUGCUUUCUGGAAUGAAUUCACCAUCUCGUGUAGGAGUCGAUCUGGUGUUUGGACUCAGCACUGCACGGGUCUUAUCGCUGUCAAGUAUGUGGCAGAACACAAUCCGACAUUCCAUAAUGAAGAGGAAGCGUCAUCGCGUCGACAUCGCGCAGAGUACGAAAGACUAUCCACCGCAGGAUUCAAGCCUGAUGAUCCCCGCCAGGUUUAUGCCUCACUUGCCGAACUUGGACUCCAGUGGGGACCGACAUUCACUGGUCUGGUGCACAUCAGUUCUGGUGAUUUUGAAGCUCACUGUGAACUUGAAAUCCCAGAUACUAGGAAGUUCAUGCCAGAAGGCUUCGAGUAUCCUCACGUUAUUCACCCAGCUGCACUGGACAACUUCAUUCAAAUGGUUAUUCCGGCCUGUACACCUGCUGGAGUGCAACUAGAGAAAGCCAAGAUUCCUCGAUUUAUCGAAAGCAUUUACAUCUCCAGCAAGAUUAGCUCCAAGCCAGGUACUCGGUACUAUGGUUACUCAAAGUCUAAGCCAUACGGCUACAAUGAGUCUGUUGGAACGAUUGUCGCAUCUGACGAAGCCUGGGAGAAGCCUAUGGUCAUCAUCGAGGGCUGCAGAAUUAUCUCUCUCGAGAACAUGACAGAUGGCCUCUCUACCGAGUCGGCAGCAACAACUACGUCCCUGAGAAAGCUUGGUGCUCACACAGAAUGGGAUAUUGACUUAGAGCAGAUGUCCUUGGAUACUGCCCAAGCAUUUUUCGCUCCUUACGGCGCCACCAUUCCCGACGCAGAUGUUGAUGUUGUUCGUGAUUUGGAGCUGGCAUCAUUCAUCUUCUGCAAGAGGGUGCUUAGUCGAUUCUCUGAGGAAGAUUCCAAGAGCUUCGCGCCACAUCACCGUAUCUUCUACGAGUACAUGCGGCACAGAUAUGAACUUGCAGAGCAGGGCAAACUCGACUGCCAAACGGUCGGGAAGGAUUCGGUCGACUGGCUGAAUAUGACCAAAGAACAAGAAGACCAAGUUCUGGCGCGUGUAGCUGAAGCAUCAGUUGAUGGAAAGCUCCUUUGCCAACAGGGUUUCCACUUUGACGAGAUCUUGCGCGGCGAGCUCGAACCUCUCCAGGUCUUGAUGCAGGAUAGUCUCCUGACACACUAUUACCGAAAUGCCUUAGGAACUGACAAAUGGAACCCGAUUAUUGCCAAAUAUGUCCAACUCAAGUCGCAUAAGAAGCCCCUCCGAAUUCUCGAGGUCGGCGCGGGUACGGGGGGUACCACCUCGGUCAUUCUCGCAGCCCUGGGCCAGCGGGAGGAGGCUGCCGCCAGGCUUGAGUCUUACACAUUCACUGACAUUAGUGGUGGUUUCUUUGGUGCUGCUGCCGCUGAUUUUGACGAAUGGGCUCCAUUUUUGGAGUAUAAGGUGCUCGAUAUUGAGAAGUCCCCAGUGCAGCAAGGCAUCCAAACUGGCGUUUACGACAUGGUUGUGGCCAACAAUGUUUUGCAUGCAACCUCAGCUAUUAGCACGACUCUGGCUCACUGCAGAGAGUUACUGAAGCCGGGUGGUAUUUUGUUGCUCGGAGAGCUCACCACUACCCUGGCAAGAGUUCCUAUGAUCUUUGGAUCUCUCCCUGGAUGGUGGGCAGGUGAGAAUGAUGGCCGAAAAUGGGGCCCCAGACUCUCAGAAGGGCUGUGGGACACUCGACUCCGUGAACAGGGCUUCAGCGGCGUCGAUUUGACAUUCCGGGAUCACAGUACUGAGCACUACUCGAUUUCACUUAUGUUUUCGACUGCUAGUCCCUUACCUGAACCGGAGCUUCCUAGAAGCAUUACGGUUGUCACGCCUUCAAGCCCGAGCACCGCUACCAAGGCACUGGCCUCGAAACUGGUGGCAAAGUAUUCACCUGUGGCCAAUGUUGUUGUCAAGUCUCUUGGAGCAAUCCCUAGUUUCGAUCUGAGCAAUGAGACGACACUUUCCUUGCUUGAAGCUGAGACGCCUCUUUUGCAAGACAUUAGCAGCGUAGACUUUGAAGCCGUUAAACAUCUCCUUCUUACCUCUCAGCACACCCUCUGGUUUACUAGAGGAGGUGCUUUAGAGACUCCCAAUCCUGGGGCCAACUUGAUUGCAGGAUUGGCACGAACAAUAAGAGGAGAGAUUCCGAGCAUGUUGCUAACCACAUUGGAUCUGGACCCGUCUGAUGCCAUCGACUCUGUUGACUCAUUGUCUGGAAUCGACAAGGUGCUCCGUUCCAUGACACAGGCGAGCCAAAUUGAGCGUCCGGACUGGGAGUACGCACUCCAAGGAGGACAGCUUCACGUCUUACGUCUGACACCCAACAAGGCAGUCAAUGCAAUGUUCGAGGCUAGCAAGACUGAGCAGUCCGUCUCCAUGCUCCCAUUCAACCAACCAGGACGUGCGCUUGCUCUGGCAAUCAAGACGCCUGGUAUGCUGGACACAUUCCAAUUUGUUGAUGAUGAGGAACAUCCAAAACCUUUGAAGAGUCAUGAAGUUGAGAUUGAGGUCAAGGCUGUUGGCAUGAAUUUCCACGACGUCAUGAUUUCGAUGGGUCAGAUUGCUGAUACCGAUCUGGGAGUUGAAUGCAGCGGUGUCGUUACUCGUGUUGGUGAUGGCGUCACCAAGUACAAGCCAGGUGAUCGUGUCAUCACAUUCCGUUUGGGUUGUUUCCGUACUUUCUUACGCAACCCCGAAGGCAUGUUUGAAAAGAUUCCUGACGCUUUAUCCUUUGACGACGCUGCUUCAAUUCCUUGCGUAUACUCCACGGUGUAUUACUCGCUGUUCUAUGUGGCUCGCUUGGAGCGCCACGAGACUAUCCUUAUUCAUGCUGCCGCUGGUGGUCUAGGACAAGCCGCAAUUAUCCUUGCACAGCACAUCGGUGCCGAGAUCUUUGUUACAGUGUCUUCGGAAACCAAGAAGCAGUUCCUCAUCGACACAUACGGCAUUCUACCUGACCAUGUUUUCAACAGCCGAGACCACAGCUUUGCAGCUGGAAUCAAGCGUAUGACCAAUCAGAAGGGCGUGGAUGUUGUUUUGAACUCAUUGGCUGGUGAGGCUCUGCGACAGACUUGGCUUUGCGUGGCACCUUUCGGCCGCUUUAUUGAGCUCGGUAAGAAGGAUAUUGUUGGAAAUACCGGUAUCGAUAUGAGCAAAUUCAUGGACAACAUUGCUUUUGUCGGUGUUAACAUGCUUUCGGUUUAUCGUGACAAUAUUCCAUUGUUCGGUCGGAUCAUGGCCGACGUCAUGAAAGCUCUGGCUGAUGGCAUCAUCCGGCCGGUGCAGCCGUUGAGGGUCAUGAACUUUUCGCAGAUUGAAGAGGCUUUCCGUAUUAUGCAAUCCGGAAAGCACAUUGGCAAGAUGGUUCUUAGCGCUGGACCUGAGGAUCUUGUUCCGAUUGUUUCUCAGAAGAGCAAGCCAUACUCCUUCUCUCAGGAUGCGACGUACAUGAUUCCAGGAGGUCUCGGCGGUCUUGGUCGUUCGAUCGCCGCCUGGAUGGUUGACCAAGGCGCACGACAUGUUGUUUUCACAAGCCGCUCCGGGGUCACAAAGCCGCCAGCUCGCAAGCUGGUGGAUGAAUUGACCAAGAAGGGGGCAAAGAUUCUCGCAUUCGCGUGCGAUAUCAGCAAUGCCUCCGAGCUCAAGGACGUACUCAAGACUGUCAAAGACAACGAGUUUCCCCAUAUCAAGGGCGUCGUUAACUGCGCUAUGCAGCUUCAGGACGUGUUAUUCGAGAACAUGAGCCUUGAGGACUUCAAUGCUGCUAUCAGGCCCAAGGUUUACACCACCAAGAAUUUGCACGAUCUUCUACCGAGAGACAUGGAUUUCUUUAUCUGUCUUUCGUCGACUGGAGGCAUUGUUGGAUCUCGUGGCCAAGGGAAUUACAACGCAGGCAAUACCUAUCAAGACGCGAUGGCCCAUUAUAGGAGAUCUCAGGGUCUACCGGCAACCAGUAUCAAUCUCGGCGUCGUACUUGGUGUAGGUAUUACAGCUGAACGUGGAGAGAUUCUGUCGUACCUUAAGACGGGAGCCAUGAUUGGUAUCCACGAGCAAGAAGUCCUGGCUGUCGUCCAAGCCGCCAUGUCUGGGGAAAUGCCAAUUCAAGCCGUCGUUGGUCUUGCAACUGGUGGCCACCUCGAAAAGAAUGGACACGAGGAUCCGUUCUGGUUCAGCGAGGCACGAUUCGGGCCUCUCCGCAUCUUUGACACCCAGCAGCUACAGGCAAGCAGAGCAGGCGACUCGGAUGCGGUUUGUGUGGCUCUUGUGCGCAAGCUAGCCAAGGCCAUGAUGGUGGAGAUUGAAGACCUUGAUCCAACUAGGCCCGCGAACUCUUAUGGUGUCGACAGUCUGGUCGCUGUUGAGGUCCGCGCCUGGGUCUUCAAGGAAGUAAAGAGCGACGUUUCUGUGUUUGACAUUUUGAGCAACAUGCCCUUGGCGUCUCUGGCUACCAAGAUUGCUGCAAAGUCGUCCCUUUUGCCUCCCACAAUCUCGGGUACGGACGAUGACGCAUAA